AUGGAUAUUGACGAAGAGUUUAAUUUAACUCCACCAGAAGUGGCAGAAACUGCCAAAAAAUUGUUGUUUAUCGUUAAGGGCAGAACGGGGCAAUUGACAUUGUUUAAUAUUUUAGUAACAAACUUACUGUUAUUGUUCUUGUUGCAAGGCCGGCCCUGUCGCCGGUUCAAAAACCGGUGUGGAUCUUGGCCCAAAACUGAUCCGGACUUCCCCAUAUACCCCCGCCCGUCUUCAGGAAAGCGUGCAUUGGCAAUGUUCGCUCGCUGGGGAUCGAUAAACAGUAUUGGAAAGAACCGGCCACCAAUCAGAAGCAACCCCUACGAUUCCGAUGGAGACGACACAUACAACAGCAACAGACGAAUGCAAGGUCAGCCACUGAGGUGGGGGUAA
Molecule: messenger RNA, 390 nt
Organism: Diabrotica virgifera virgifera (western corn rootworm)
Lineage: Eukaryota; Metazoa; Arthropoda; Insecta; Coleoptera; Chrysomelidae
Exons: 4
Coding region: 1-390 (129 amino acids)
Source: RefSeq, a predicted model, not a curated record